CAUGAGAAAGCUUGAUCGGGGAAGAAUAAUAAAUCGCAAUGAUGCUUCUUUCACCUAUCGGAUGAUCAACUUAGCCGGAACUUACAUAUAUCAUAUUGCUUGUACUAGCAAUACGCUUUGCGGUACUACGACAAGAACACGGUCCUCCAGAGAUCCGCUACUGGCUUCGUCAUAUCUAUCUGAGGAGAGGCAUUGAUUCAAUAAUGCGGUUGCUGGAUGUUAGAACCUCGAAGUCGUGGUGGAAGCAUACCGGGCACACAAUACAUCCACCUGGCAGACCGGGCUUAUCAGCAAUUCCGCUCCGACUUCCGCCCUUCACCUCCGCAACUCGCAUCCCGCCAUGCGAACAAGUCUCCUCUCUAGCUCAACGAGCGAUUAUGCUAGUUUCUAACCCAAAAUGCUACGUCAAACGAUGGAGCGGGUAUUUCCCCGCGUAUUUCCUCCUAUAACUCGAACGCUUUCAUCGCCAGUCUCUGCCUCUCCGCUCGCAUCGCAUAGCCGCAUCACCUUAGUCCAAACAUUUGCACGCGAUGGCCCACGUUUCCGCUCUGCUCCUCGAGUCCCCCACCAACCACAGACCCGUACAUUCUCAAGCUCUGGCCAUAGGCGCAGCAAUGGAGGCUAUAACCGGUUUAAUGAUUCGGGUCCCCGAAACCCACGAAUGGCGCCGCUUCAUCAACUAAUGAUGCGGGCGAGAACCGAACAUUUCGUUAUACUUGGCCUCGGAACAUGGGCAUUCUAUUACUAUAAUACCGAGGAAGUGGAGAUGACCGGCCGCCGGCGGCUCAACCUCAUAUCAGCCGAACGUGAGCGGGAGCUUGGAGAGAAGGCCUAUCGAGAAAUACUCCGGGAAUUCAAGGGCCAUAUUCUGCCGAAUUCUCACCCAACCUCUCAGGCCGUGCACCGCGUCCUCGAGCGACUCAUUCCUCAGGCACAUGUCGAAGGCGCCCAAUGGAGGGCCCACGUCAUCGCAGCGCCUGGUGAGCAGAACGCUUUUGUCCUCCCCGGUGGCAAAGUAUUCGUUUUCACCGGCAUUCUGCCUUUCUGCGCCGAUGAGCAAGGUCUAGCUGCGGUGCUGGCUCAUGAGAUUGCGCAUGUUGUUGCUCAUCAUGGCGCGGAGGGUAUGACCCGAAACUACCUUCUGACAGCUCUCGUCACGGUCGUCUCGCUUCUUUUCGAUGUUUCGGGCGUCAUUCCUGCACAGCUGUCACACUUUUUGAUCGACUUGCCUAAUUCUCGGGUGCAAGAGGCCGAGGCGGAUGAUAUGGGUUUAAUCAUGAUGGCUCGAGCCUGUUACAACCCCGCGGCUGCCAUUGCAUUCUGGCAUCGCAUGGCGCAGAACAAACAGGCGGGUGAAGUCCCUCAGUUGCUGUCAACGCACCCUUCGAACGAGAACCGUCUCCUAGCUCUCAAUGAAAAACUCAGCGCAGCACAAGCAAUCUACCACGAUAGUGGUUGCGGUGAGGUAACCUCUUUCAUGCCGGGAUUCAGGAAAGCUGUUGCAGACCACGAGAUGUGGUGAGAGGCAUGAUCUUUGAGAUUGACGGGCGACUUAUCAUACUUGUACAUAAUUGAUCUAAACAAUCUCCCAAAUCUGUAUUUAUACAUAAUU
Molecule: messenger RNA, 1612 nt
Organism: Aspergillus homomorphus CBS 101889
Lineage: Eukaryota; Fungi; Ascomycota; Eurotiomycetes; Eurotiales; Aspergillaceae
Product: M48 family metallopeptidase
Exons: 9
Coding region: 398-1522 (374 amino acids)
Biological process (GO): protein quality control for misfolded or incompletely synthesized proteins; mitochondrial protein processing
Cellular component (GO): mitochondrial inner membrane
Molecular function (GO): metalloendopeptidase activity
Source: RefSeq, a predicted model, not a curated record